AUUUUUGAAGAAGGUGAUAUAUGAAACUAAAUCUAAAUCGUGCAUAUAUUAAAGAACUGGUUGAUGAGCCUUAUUUUUCAAGAGGGGAAUUCUAUUUUAAUAAUGGAAUGGUGCACAUAAUAUCUGUUAAGGAUUACUGCGUUAAAUCAAAGGUUGUUGGAUCUGGAGUAUAUAGAGUGACGCUUAGAUAUGGUGGUAAGCAUCUGGAUGGAGAAUGCUCUUGUCUAGCAUUUGAAAAUUGGGGGCCAUGUAAGCAUAUGGCUGCAACAGGUUUUGCUAUGAUUCAAUACAAUAGUCAUGGAUAUCAGUCAUCUUCAGAAUGUUCUGAUCGCAUUGAUGAGCAGAACCGCUUCGAAAAAGCACUACGAAAAAAAACAAAGCAGGAACUUAUCGAAAUUAUUAUUCGCUUAAGUGACUAUUAUCCAGAGAUUAUUGAUGAGUUGGAAGAUGAUGAUGAGGAAUAGUACGCCACUCGAUUCAUUAAUAUUGACAAAAUUAAAGUUCAGCAACCU
Messenger RNA from Cinara cedri, 512 nucleotides. The record is from the annotation of a GenBank genome assembly. NCBI's taxonomy places the organism in Eukaryota, Metazoa, Arthropoda, Insecta, Hemiptera, Aphididae.